Messenger RNA from Spirodela intermedia, 1683 nucleotides. The record is from the annotation of a GenBank genome assembly. Lineage: Eukaryota; Viridiplantae; Streptophyta; Magnoliopsida; Alismatales; Araceae.
AUGUCGUCUCCUAAAGAAGGGGAGGUGCUGGUCGUGCCCUUCCACAGCAAGGGCCACACUUUCCCGGCCAUCGAGCUGUCCCACCACCUCGCCGCCCGUGGCCUCUCCGUCACCCUCUUCCUCCCCUCCCUGCCCAGCUCUCCCCUCCACGACAUCGUGACGGUCCACCAGUUCGCCGCCCCUCCACCGCCGCCGCCGACGGACACUGCGGCCGCCGACGGCCACCCGUCUCCUUCCCCUCCGCCACAUCUCCAUCGGGACCCCGCAUUCGAGGAGUACCUCUCGAGACGAUCCGGCGCGUCUCCUCCCUUGCUGUGCGCGAUCGUGGACGUGAUGAUGAGCAGCUACAUCCCUUCGUGUGAUAGCCUCGGUGUGCCCGUCGUCAGCUUCUUCACGUCCAGCGGCUGCGCCGCCGCGCUGGAGCACGCCGCCUCCAAGCUCUCAGAGGAGGAUCUGGGCCCAGAGGGAACUCUAGCUGUUCCGGGACUCCCCGAGGACAUGGCCCUCACAGCGUCCGAUCUACGACAGGAUCCGCCGCCGCACGGCGGCCCGUCGUUACCAUGGGGCCCAUCCGAUGGCGGCUCGGCCCCGCCAUUUUGGCCACCGCCGCCGCACGGCAGCCCGCCGUCACCAAGGGGCCACUCCGAUGGCGGCUCGGCCCUGCCAUUUUGGCCACCGCCGCCGCCUCAGUUCCAGCAGGGUCACUUCCCCAGCCGUCCGCCCCCUCAGCAAGGCGCCGCUCCUCCGCCGCCCCUCAUGCCGCCCUGUGCCGAUGGCGUACCGGUGGCGCAGGGAGGGGGGAGAGGGCCACAGCGCGGGCUCGGAGAGACGAGCAGGGUGGCGGCGCUGCUGUUCAACACGUGUGACGCGGUGGAGCGCCCAUUCCUGGAGUACAUCGCGAAGGAGUCCGGUAAGCCGGUCUGGGGGGUCGGCCCCCUCCUCCCCUCCCGAUUCUGGUCGACCGCCGACGAACCGGUCGGAGACGAGGCGGCCCGGCCGGAGGAACAGCGGGAGUUCGGGGUCGCCGACGGCGAGAUCCGUGCGUGGCUGGACGCGAAGCCGCCGGCCUCCGUCGUCUACAUAUCCUUCGGCACGCUCGUCGGCCCUGCCGAUGAGGAGCUGGAGGAGCUGGCGGCGGCGCUGGAGGAGUCCCGCAGGCCCUUCAUCUGGGUUCUGCAGGCUGGCCCCAUGGGCCCAGGGGGGCCCCCGGGCGGCGGCGGCGGGUACUUCCCGGAGGAUCUGGCGAGGCAGGCGGAGGAGAGCCAACGCGGGCUGGUAAUCCGCGGGUGGGCCCCGCAGUUGAUGAUCCUGAGCCAUCCUUCCACGGGGGCCUUCCUCAGCCACUGCGGGUGGAACUCGACGGUGGAGGCGCUGGCGAAGGGGGUCCCCAUACUGGCGUGGCCAAUCAAGGGGGACCAGGUCUCCAACUCGAAGCUGGUCACCGCCCGGCUCAGAGUCGGCUACCCGGUCCGAACCGCCUCACCCGAUCCUGGCGAGCGGGUUACGAGGAGAGACGUGACGAGGGGGAUCGAACGGCUGAUGGCGGAUGAUGGGGUCAAGGAACGGGCGGCCGCCGUCCGCUCGAUCUUCGACGCAGGCUUCCCGAGGAGUUCCGCCGGCUCACUGGAUGCUUUCGUGGACUUCCUCGGACGGAAUCUCGAACCGCUAGGGAGACGGAAGUAG